ACCAUUUAUUGCUUGUAAAGAAAAAACCAAAUGCUAAAAAGCGCAGCAUCUCUCUCUCCUCUCUCUCAAGCUCAUACUCCUCCGCCAACAUUGUAUUGUAUCUCUCCCUCCCUUCUUCCCCAAAUUCGCUUUUCUUCUUCUGCUUCGUUGAUUGCGCCAACUGUUUGAUAUUUGGUCUAGCUGAACAAGAUGCCCCGCCCAGGUCCCAGACCGUACGAGUGCGUGCGCAGAGCUUGGCACAGUGAAAGGCACCAGCCCAUGAGAGGCCUCGUCAUCCAACAGAUUUUCAGACUUGUACACGAUAAUCACUCCGCUGCUACUAAAAAGAACAAAGAAUGGCAAGAGAAGCUCCCUGUUGUGGUCUUGAAAGCCGAGGAAAUCAUCUACUCCAAAGCCAAUUCUGAGGCUGAAUACUCGAAUGUUGAGACGUUAUGGGACCGAGUGAAUGAUGCCGUCGACACGAUUAUUAGGAAAGACGAGAGCACGGAGACUGGGGAGCUUCUGCCGCCCUGUGUUGAAGCUGCACUUAACCUAGGGUGUGUACCGGUGAGGGCAUCGAGGAGCCAAAGGCACAACAAUCCGAGGACUUACCUCAGACCGUCGUAUGAAGAAUGCACCAAUAGCUUGUCUCCGAGGUUCCUGAAUGACAAUGUUAGUGAACGGAAUCUUGAUUUUCCACCCACCCAAGCCACCAGUAGCUCGAUGCUGAAGAUGCCCCAACAUGUGGAUUCGUCCCGUUUAGUUUGGGAUUCUAGCAAGCGAGUCAUACCCAACAGUACUAACCAGCACCACAUUGCUUCUUCGUUUGAGACGAAGAAGCUUCAUUGUAUUAGCAAUAGUAAUGCUUCGCUUAGUAGAAGCUCGGUGUACCCCUUGUACUAUGGGAUGACUUUCAAACCCGAGGCUCGUCAGUUGGGAUUUCACGAAGCUCAAAAGUCGGAUUCUGUAAUUAUUGGUGUGCCGGUGUUUUCAUCACCUGCUGAACCUGCUGCCGAAGUUGGUUGCUUACAGAAUCUAUUCCCGUAUGGCGAAGAUAAGGUUUUUGGGAAGCAGACAUGUGAUGUUGCUUCCAAGGAUAGCAAAGGGAAGGGGCCUCAGGCCGGCUUUGACUUGUCCCUGAGGUUGGGACUAUUUUCUGAUUCGAAUUCGAGCAGGGAAAAGGGAUCUGGUUUCGUUACUGAUACACUUGGUCGAAGGCUAUCUUCAUAUGAAGGCCUUCCCGUGGAUAAGGAGUUCCCUUUCUUUCCUAUGGAGCCUGCUCAUAACACAACGUGGUUGAAUAGAAGUAAGCGGAACGAAGAGAGUGAGAGUCAGAAUGCGGAUUUAGUUUCUAGGAAGCGUAGGCUAUCGGUUAGUGGAGAUUUAGGAAAUGAUCAAUUUUUCUGGUCACAGGAUUCAGCUAACCAUUUUGUUGGUCAAAUAAGAAGACCUGUUGCAGUCCUUUAUGUGACUUCUCUGUCCAAGUUCUUGCGAGGAAUGUUUCAGAAGGCGUUCUUAAAAGUUAAGUGACCUGUCCUGUAUUGGAGGUCCUACGGUAACGAUGAAUCACAUGCUUUAAGAGAAAUAGUAAGAUACUGUUUUUUUAUCAUUAUGCAGCAGUCCUAAUUCUAGGGUUCAUAUUCCAUUUAUAAGCAUUUAUAUUAUGACAGCAGCUAAUAGUAAGCAUAACUGCGUAUUCAAUUAUACUUAUGUAGCACAAGUUAUUCUUAUUGAUAGUGCUAUUUGAGUAAAGGCUAUGAAGUUUGCUAGUCAAUUCAUGAUUGAACAAUAAAUAACUUGUUACACUGUAAACUUUAGCAUUAUUAAUCAUGAUUUGUGUUUCAAUUGCUGGUUUCUUUAACUAUGUGGAGAGAGUUUAUGCUCGUUGGGUAAAGAACGUCCUCGAGGAUUUGUUCUAGAGAAAGCAGAAGGGUACCUCAGCAGCCUCGGGAGAGUGUAAAAACCGUCUUCAUUGUUGUAUACUCACGAGCUAUAUUACUGUGUCUAGGAAAUCUGAUGCUACGAAGCAAUGAAAAGGGGUUGCAUCUGGGCCUUCCUCUGAUGAUGCCUUGUCGAAGCAUUGUAGGUACACGCCUUGGCCGGGCGGGUUGAAUUCUUGGAUGGCUGAAGAGUUUAAUUGACAUAGUUUGUCACAUUAGCAAACUACUGAGGUAAAUUUAUUGCUGGCUUCUUCUGUAGUGUGAUUUCAUCAUGUUAAAAGGUGGCUUAUAACUGCUCUUUCCAUCUGAAAAAAGGAGGAAAAGUCUUAUUUGUCACAGCAAUAAUUUGGAACUUGGUGGAUUUCUUGCUUUUAUAUGUCAUGUGUAGCUGAAGCUUUUCAGGCCAUGAUGUUUUUGGCAAAGGAGAAAGUGAAAGCAACCAACCUUUUGACCUUCAAAUUUUGUUAAAUUCAGAAAACUAAACUCCUUAAAAAUUGUGUUACAGAUUAAUAAAGUCCUAUAUUGGCUCAGUGCAUUACUCCUUUUUUCUGUUUGCUUGGACCAGCAAUGAAUAUUCAAUACUGUGCCCUUUGUACUUAUUAAAUCAGUACAUUUAUUUGAGCUUGAUCCCCUGCUGUUUUUUUCUGGUUGAGAAGAAAAGCAGCAAAAAAUUGAGUA
Molecule: messenger RNA, 2597 nt
Organism: Salvia splendens (bonfire salvia)
Lineage: Eukaryota; Viridiplantae; Streptophyta; Magnoliopsida; Lamiales; Lamiaceae
Exons: 5
Coding region: 190-1509 (439 amino acids)
Biological process (GO): regulation of DNA-templated transcription
Molecular function (GO): transcription coregulator activity
Source: RefSeq, a predicted model, not a curated record